Mus caroli (Ryukyu mouse) is the source of this 3785-nucleotide messenger RNA. Lineage: Eukaryota; Metazoa; Chordata; Mammalia; Rodentia; Muridae. The record is from RefSeq and is a predicted model, not a curated record.
GCUGGGAGAGACGAGAGGGGGCGGGCCCGGCUGCGUUCGCCCAGCCAGCGCUUGGGAGCAGCGGGCGUCCGAACCCGAGACCACAGCUCAGCGACUCCGAUCGUGACACCGGCCCCCGCACGAUUCCCCAGGGCCCCGCCUAGGGAGCAGUCCCUGCUUGCAGCCUUGGGUCCUCUCCCAGAAUCCCAGAGACUCUAAGCUGCGAGCAGACGUGGGCCCCUGGGAAGCGAGGUCCCCAGACCAGAGAGGACACGCGCGACGCUAGGAAAGAUCUGCGAGGUGCAGAUCCACCGCGGGGGCCUCGGGGGGCGCAGACCUGCAGAGCUGGAGGCCGGCUGGAAGGUUGGCUGCUGGAGGAACGGUGCAGAGUAAAUGAAGAGAGCAAACUGGAAUAACUCCUAUCAGACAAGAAGGGAAGCAAGCUUCGCUGUAGACACCAGGUCUUCUGAAAGCCAUAGCAGUGCCUCAGAACAGGGCAGUGGCCGAGGCAAUGGUGGGAGUGCCGAAGAGACCGCAUGGCUACUGAGGGCACGACUGGCUCAGGGAGCAGAGUGGUGGCGGGCAUGGUGUGCAGUCUGUGGCUCCUGGUUCUAGGGUCAUCAGUUCUGGCUCUGGAAGAGGUGCUGCUGGAUACCACAGGAGAGACCUCUGAGAUUGGCUGGCUCACCUACCCACCAGGUGGGUGGGAUGAGGUGAGUGUUCUAGAUGACCAGCGCCGUCUGACUCGGACCUUCGAAGCGUGCCACGUUGCAGGGCUCCCUCCUGGUUCUGGCCAGGACAAUUGGCUGCAGACACACUUUGUGGAGCGGCGAGGGGCCCAGAGGGCACACAUCCGCCUUCACUUCUCUGUACGAGCCUGUUCCAGCCUGGGUGUGAGUGGGGGUACCUGCCGAGAGACCUUCACCCUUUACUACCGGCAGGCUGAUGAGCCAGACGGCCCCGACAGUAUUGCGGCCUGGCACCUCAAACGCUGGACCAAAGUGGACACAAUUGCAGCAGAUGAGAGCUUCCCUGCCUCCUCUUCCUCUUCCUCAUGGGCUGUGGGACCCCACAGGACCGGUCAGCGGGUGGGACUGCAGCUGAAUGUCAAAGAGCGCAGCUUUGGUCCUCUCACUCAACGUGGCUUCUAUGUGGCCUUCCAGGACACAGGGGCCUGCUUGGCCCUUGUGGCAGUCAAACUCUUCUCCUAUACCUGUCCCUCCGUCCUGCGUGCCUUUGCCUCUUUUCCUGAGACACAGGCCAGUGGAGCUGGAGGUGCUUCCUUAGUAGCAGCUGUGGGCACCUGUGUAGCUCAUGCAGAACCAGAGGAGGAUGGAGUAGGAGGCCAGGCAGGGGGCAGCCCCCCAAGGUUACACUGUAAUGGCGAAGGCAGGUGGAUGGUAUCUGUGGGAGGCUGCCGCUGCCAGCCUGGACACCAGCCUGCUCGUGGAGACAAGCUCUGCCAAGCCUGCCCUGAGGGAUCCUAUAAGGCCCUGGCUGGGAAUGUUCCCUGUUCACCAUGUCCAGCCCGCAGCCACUCCCCUGACCCGGCAGCCCCAGUUUGCCCAUGUCUCCAAGGCUUCUACAGGGCCAGUUCGGACCCACCAGAGGCUCCCUGCACUGGUCCUCCAUCUGCUCCCCGGGAGCUAUGGUUUGAGGUGCAAGGCUCUGCACUCAUGCUGCACUGGCGCCUGCCUCAGGAGCUGGGUGGACGAGGGGAUCUGCUCUUCAAUGUUGUGUGCAAGGAGUGUGGAGGUCACGGAGAGCCCAGCAGUGGGGGGAUGUGUCGCCGCUGCAGGGACGAGGUGCAUUUCGACCCCCGCCAGAGGGGACUGACUGAGAGUCGAGUGUUAGUUGGGGGGCUCCGAGCACAUGUGCCAUACAUCUUGGAAGUGCAGGCUGUCAAUGGGGUGUCUGAGCUCAGCCCUGACCCUCCCCAGGCAGCAGCCAUCAAUGUCAGCACCAGCCAUGAAGUCCCUUCUGCAGUCCCUGUGAUGCACCAGGUGAGCCGGGCAGCCAACAGCAUCACAGUAUCCUGGCCACAGCCUGAGCAAACAAAUGGGAACAUCCUCGACUACCAGCUGCGCUACUAUGACCAGGCAGAAGAUGAAUCCCACUCCUUUACCAUGACCAGUGAGACCAACACUGCCACUGUGACACGGUUGAGCCCUGGCCACAUCUAUGGCUUCCAGGUGCGGGCACGGACUGCAGCUGGCCACGGCCCCUAUGGGGGCAAAGUCUAUUUUCAGACAUUGCCUCAAGGUGAACUGUCCUCCCAGCUUCCAGAGAAGCUGUCCUUGGUGAUUGGUUCCAUCCUGGGGGCCUUGGCCUUCCUUCUACUGGCAGCCAUCACUGUACUGGCUGUCAUCUUCCAGCGGAAGCGUCGUGGGACCGGCUACACAGAACAACUGCAACAAUACAGCAGCCCAGCAUACCUUCAUAGCACACUGCCCUCUUCAGGACUUGGAGUGAAGUAUUACAUUGACCCUUCUACAUAUGAUGACCCCUGCCAGGCCAUCAGAGAGCUUGCUCGAGAGGUUGACCCUACAUAUAUCAAGAUUGAAGAAGUCAUUGGGGCAGGUUCCUUUGGAGAAGUGCGUCGGGGCCGACUGCAACCCCGGGGAAGGAGGGAACAAGCUGUGGCUAUCCAGGCCUUGUGGGCAGGGGGUGCUGAGAGCCUGAAGAUGACCUUUCUGGGUCGGGCAGCACUGCUGGGCCAGUUCCAGCAUCCCAAUAUCCUGCGGCUGGAAGGUGUAGUCACUAAGAGUCGGCCUGUCAUGGUGCUGACAGAACUCAUGGAACUUGGUCCCCUGGACAGCUUUCUUAGGCAGCGAGAGGGCCAGUUCAGUAGCCUGCAGCUGGUGGCCAUGCAGCGGGGUGUGGCUGCUGCCAUGCAGUACCUGUCCAGCUUUGCCUUUGUUCACCGAGCACUCUCGGCCCGAAGUGUGCUAGUGAAUAGCCACCUGGUGUGUAAGGUGGCACGUCUCGGCCACAGUCCUCAGGGUUCAAGUUCCUUGCUUCGCUGGGCAGCCCCAGAGGUCAUUACACAUGGGAAGUAUACAACAUCCAGCGAUGUCUGGAGCUUUGGGAUACUCAUGUGGGAAGUGAUGAGCUAUGGAGAACGGCCCUACUGGGACAUGAAUGAGCAGGAGGUACUAAACGCAAUAGAGCAAGAGUUCCGGCUGCCCCCACCUCCAGGGUGCCCCCCUGGACUACAUCUACUGAUGCUAGACACUUGGCAGAAGGACCGUGCCCGUCGGCCUCAUUUUGACCAGCUGGUAGCUGCAUUUGACAAGAUGAUACGCAAGCCUGAUACUCUCCAGGCUGAAGGGGGCUCAGGGGACAGGCCUUCCCAGGCUCUUCUGAACCCUGUGGCCUUGGACUUCCCUUGCUUGGACUCUCCCCAGGCCUGGCUUUCAGCCAUUGGACUAGAGUGCUACCAGGACAACUUCUCCAAGUUUGGUCUUUCCACUUUCAGUGAUGUGGCUCAGCUCAGCCUGGAAGACCUGCCAGGCCUGGGCAUCACCCUAGCUGGCCACCAGAAGAAACUUCUGCACAACAUUCAGCUCCUCCAGCAGCACCUGAGGCAGCCAGGCUCAGUGGAAGUGUAAAGCCUGCUCGGGAGUCUGUGAGCCGCCGAUGCCCCAACCCAGUCCUGGCCAUAGGGUGGAGAAGGGGCGUGUGAGACUGAGUCAGGCUCUACUCCAGCUUCCAUGCCUGUCACAUUAAACCCAGCCCUCUGGACAUUGCACCCCCAAAUCCUGCUCUUCCAACAGCCUCCCCCAUAUUAAAAGGAAAGAAGGGAA